Molecule: messenger RNA, 768 nt
Organism: Caenorhabditis elegans
Lineage: Eukaryota; Metazoa; Nematoda; Chromadorea; Rhabditida; Rhabditidae
Gene: Y38C1BA.1
Exons: 6
Coding region: 1-768 (255 amino acids)
Source: RefSeq, marked reviewed
AUGCUUCGAAACAUAAACGAGUGUACCGAAUAUGGAACACAUUUUUUAUUGACAUUUCAAUUCAUAGUUCUAGAUGGUAUUAGGGAUAUGUUCAUGAAUAUUCGACGUUUUGUCAGGUGGUAUACAUUAGAUUACGAUAUGGGUCACGCGUUGUGCAAUAUCUGGUGGCUAUGGUUUAUUUAUCAAUGUAUUCAUAUCAUUUUUAUUCACACUAGGAUUUUUCAAAAUUGCAAUUUUAUGUUUUGGGCAACAGUUAAAACUAUCACAUACACUAUUGACUUUUUGAUAUGGGUCCCAAAGGAAUUUUGGUGUCCAAUGCUUAUUUCACUAGUUGUUACUUCAGCAAUUUUCUAUUGUCACCACCGAAAACGCUCUCGAGUCAGUGAGCUGAUGUGGACGUACGUGGACGAUGAAAAUGAUAUUCCCGUUAAUAUUUGUGACAUUCGAAGAAAUCCUAAAGCUGUUGUGGGAUGGGGAGAUCGCGACACUACCGCAGAACCCGUUGAGUGCUACCUGGCACCCACAAAAUGCGUGAAGAUCAGUGGGAUGGUUGGAAUGAUUCCGGAAAUGUCAAUGACUGAUAAUAUAGCAAGGAUUAACAAACAUCUGAAAGAGAGAUUGGCUGCUGAUAAGACACAUGGAGGGACUUGGCCAUGGGUGAAGGUUACUGUAGAUACACGUGUCGCUUUGGUUUAUAUCAAGUUUCGGGAGGUUGAGGACUCAACUAUGUGCUUCAAUUUGCUGGAUGGAUAUUGUUAUGACGGUUAG